AUGCCUCCCAAGCGGAAAGCGAUCAGCAACGUGCAGGGGGGGGCCAAAACCGGGCGGACAUCACGCAUGAGCACACCCGGACUUGCGACGCCUCGCAGCAUCGGUAGUAACGAUGAAAACGAGGAAGACGACGCACCGAUCGAUGAAGUUCUCGAGCGCGACAUCGACAAGAACAUAGACCGCUUCUCUCUUAAUCGAUACCAGAAGCGACACAACAUUAAAGACCCGAUUCCGCACAUCUUUGGUGACAAUGAUUACUCGUAUCUUGUCCUUAAAAAGGACCACCGAAAUAGACCUCUAUGGAUCGAUCCUCAAAAGGGUCGCAUCAUUCUGGAAAGCUUUAGCCCGUUGGCCGAGCAAGCGCAAGACUUCCUUGUUACUAUUUCCGAACCUUUGUCGCGACCGACCUUUAUGCACGAAUACGCCCUCACCAUGCACAGUCUGUACGCUGCUGUGUCUGUAGGCCUAUCUCCGACGGAUAUCAUCAAUACUCUCGAGAGAUUUCUCAAGACACCACUGCCCGACGAAAUUCGAGCGUUCAUCACCAGCUGCACACAAACCUACGGUAAAGUCAAGCUUGUGUUGAAAAAUACCAAGUAUUACGUCGAAAGUCCCGACCCGGCGAUGCUGCAAAUGCUACUGAAGAACCCUAAAAUCGGUCCGCUCCGUGUCCAGGGGACGGAGGAGAUUACAACCACGACAGCGCCCAAGAUUGGGGGGUUGGUAAUUCCCGGCACUAAGAAUGCAGCGGGCGUCAGACAGGCAAACACGAGCGAGAACGAACAACAAUCCGCGCACCAGGAAGUCAAAUCAAGGCUGGACGACGACGAUGACGACGACCAAGAAGUAACGCACGCUUUUGAAAUCGCAGAUAAGGACGUUGAGACAGUGCAGAAGGAAUGCCUCAACCUGGGUUAUCCGGUUCUUGAAGAAUACGACUUUCGACGCGAUGAGGCAAACCCUAAUCUCGAUAUCGAUCUCCGACCCGGUACUCAAAUUCGACCUUACCAAGAAAAAAGCUUAAGCAAGAUGUUUGGUAACGGCAGAGCCAAGAGUGGUCUCAUCGUUCUGCCGUGUGGUGCCGGCAAGACCUUGGUCGGCAUUACAGCUGCGUGUACCAUCCAGAAGGGAGUGAUUGUGCUUUGCACCAGCUCCAUGUCGGUUGUGCAGUGGCGAAACGAAUUCUUGAAGUGGUCUAACAUCAACCCUGAUGAUAUUGUGGCUUUCACAUCUGAUUCGAAGGGCUCCGUCUUCACUGGCAGUACUGGUAUUAUUGUCACUACGUACUCUAUGGUCACACAAUCGCGAGCGCGUUCCUAUGAUGCGGAAAAGAUGAUGAAGUUUCUUACUGGAAGAGAAUGGGGCCUUAUGUUGCUCGACGAAGUGCACGUCGUGCCAGCAAACAUCUUUCGAAGGGUUACUUCUUCCAUUAAGACACAUUCCAAGCUCGGCUUAACUGCCACGUUGCUUCGAGAGGAUGACAAGAUCUCGGAUCUCAACUUCCUCAUUGGCCCGAAGCUUUUUGAAGCAAACUGGAUGGAGCUCUCAAAGCAAGGGCAUAUUGCUCGCGUGCAGUGUGCGGAGGUCUGGUGCGCAAUGCCGACCGAGUUCUAUGACGAAUAUCUUCGUGCACCAUCCCGCAAGAAGAACUUGCUCUACAUUAUGAACCCGCGCAAAUUCCAGGCCUGCCAAUACCUUAUAAACUACCAUGAGUCCCGUGGAGAUAAGAUUAUUGUCUUUUCUGACAAUGUAUAUGCUCUCAAGGCUUACGCACUCAAGCUUGGCAAAGCCUUCAUCUACGGCGGCACAGGACAAGCGGAGCGACUCAAGGUAUUGGAAAAUUUUCAACAUAAUCCGCUGGUGAACACGCUUUUUCUAUCAAAGAUUGGCGAUACCUCUCUCGACUUGCCCGAAGCCACAUGCCUUAUCCAAAUUUCAUCGCAUUACGGUUCUCGACGUCAAGAGGCGCAGCGCCUUGGGCGAAUUCUACGAGCCAAAAGACGCAACGACGAGGGCUUCAAUGCAUUUUUCUAUUCGCUGGUCUCUAAAGAUACACAAGAAAUGUACUUUUCGUCAAAGAGGCAGGCUUUCCUCGUCGAUCAGGGCUAUGCGUUCAAAGUCAUUACCCAGCUAGCAAACAUAGAACAGACGCCGGGACUGGCGUUUGCAACCGCCUCGGAGCGUCGAGAGUUGCUACAGAAAGUGCUGGUCGAGAACGAGGGCGCCGAAGAUGAGGACAUUACAGAUGAUUUGUUUCAUAGCGGCAACAUGGGACGGGCUAAGAAGAAGGUCCGGCGAACUGCAGGCACGCUGGGCGAGCUUAGCGGUGGCCAGGACAUGGCCUACAUUGAGCAGAACAAGAAGGUCAACCAAGGCCUCAAGAAGAAGGGCAAAAAGGAGAGCAAUGCCUUCUUCAAAAAGAUCAACAGAGAGAAUGCUCGCCGUGCCGCCGGGGAAUAA
This is a messenger RNA of Cordyceps fumosorosea ARSEF 2679, 2460 nucleotides long. Its product is annotated as DNA repair helicase RAD25. Gene Ontology annotation, biological process: transcription initiation at RNA polymerase II promoter; nucleotide-excision repair. Bases 1 to 2460 code for a protein of 819 amino acids. Gene Ontology annotation, molecular function: hydrolase activity; ATP binding; 3'-5' DNA helicase activity. NCBI's taxonomy places the organism in Eukaryota, Fungi, Ascomycota, Sordariomycetes, Hypocreales, Cordycipitaceae. The transcript has a single exon. The record is from RefSeq and is a predicted model, not a curated record. Gene Ontology annotation, cellular component: transcription factor TFIIH holo complex; transcription preinitiation complex; nucleotide-excision repair factor 3 complex.